AUGUCUGCCGAAAUGGACCGGUCCAGCCUCUUCCAAUCAGCUAACGAACGCCCUGAACCAAUCAUCGCUGAGAUAAAAGGUAUCAUUCCCACUUGGCUGACGGGAACCUUGGUAAGGAUUGGACCUGGCAGAUUUGAGUGCGGUGAAACGCCGCUCAAACACUGGUUUGAUGGCCAAGGACUUCUGCACCGCUUUCACAUAGAAGCCGGUCACGUGACAUACAGUAACAAGUUUGUGCGAAGCGACAGCUAUGCCGACACCUUAGAACGUGGUAAUCUUUCUCAUCUAGAGUUCGGCACAUUUGUUCCUCCUGAUCCCUGCAGGAACAUCUUUUCCCGUUUCUUCUCUCGCUUUCGUGGAAAAGAACUCCCCUUUGAUAACACCACUGUCAACGUGUUUAUGAUGAAAGACAAGAUGUUCGCAACAAGUGAAUCUAAUUUCUUAUAUGAAAUCGAUGCUAAGACUCUAGACACCUUGAGGAGGGUGAACAUCACGGAUGAAUUUCCUGGUAAGUAGCUGUAUUAAACUGUGCAGGCAGGUUCGCCUAUCCCUGACUCGUCCCAGUCGACUCUUUUGUCUCGUCUUGUAAGCCUAAUCUUCAGCUUGCUGUUGCGCAUGCUUGGCAAGUAUGACGUAGCAUGAAUGGAAUGAAUUGAGCGCGAUCUGAUCGCGCGCGUUUGUACCCUAUAUCACGUGAGAUGUAAGCAAAGCACCAGCGUUGGAGCAAAGGCAUUUUUACCUUCGAUUAGAAGCCCGACACUCGUUUGCACUCCCUAACUGUUGUUACCAAAAGUUAAGUGUGAGGCAAAGACGUUUAUGAGCGUAACGCGUCAACUGGAAGUGAGGACUUGACGAUACCAAAUUAUUUUUGCCAAGUGUCUUUACUUUCACGAUUUUCCACUGCCCAAGAAUGCAAUACGUCCACUUCGGUUUUACUUCGGUCGCUGAAAAACGUCUUUGCUUAAGUAACGGUGGAAGCGCGUGAAAGAUGCUACGGGGGAGAUGGAAAGGACGAGAAAGGAGUUUCUUCUCCUUUCUUCCAUCAUUUGCUUUCCCACCUCCGAGGAACUCUGGAUGUUAAUUACAAACUUUCGUUCUGGAGCAUAUCCCAUCUUACUAGCUUUUAUUCCGGUUUAAUCUUAGGUUUUUAUUUGCAGGUGAUGUUAAAAUCAACUCUGCAACGGCCCACCCGCACCAAACCCCGGACGGUUCAAUCGUCAACGUCACUGUCACAUAUGGCCGAAUCUCCUGUUACAAAAUCAUCCAGAUACCACCCUCCUCGGGACAAGCGGGUGUGAAUGCUUUAGAGGGUGGAAGAGUACUUUGCACAAUCCCACCUACAAGUGGUAUAGGGUACUUUCAUAGCUUCUGCCUCACCGAUAAUUACAUCAUUGUGACUGAACAACCACUGAUGGUUGGAAUAUGGAAAGCUCUGGCGCACAAGCUUGCUGCCUCCAGUUUUGAGCAAUGGCUUCGCUGGGAUGCAAAACAGCUCGUAAGAUUUCACAUUAUCGACAGAAAAGAUGGUCACCGCGUGGGCAUUUUCACAGCAGAGCCAUUCUUCGUGUUCCACCACAUCAACGCAUUUGAAAAAGAUGAGGAGAUCUAUCUCGAUGCCUGCUGUUACCAUGACAACUCGAUUAUAAAACAGUUGUACCUUCAUAACUUGCGCUCACCUGCAGAAACAGGUCAGAAGAAGUUCGAUGUCCCGGAUGCACGCCGUUAUAAGCUUCCUUUGGGAGAACUUCGUGAUGGUAAUGAAAAAGAGAAACCUUUGCUAAAGGCAGGUGAUGGGAUGGAUUAUUCUUUGCUGUGCACAGGAAUUGAAUUGCCGAGAAUAAAUUACGAGGAGUUUAAUGGUAAACCAUACAGGUUUGUGUCGGGUUUUAAUUAGUACCAGACUUUUGAGUCCGAUUAUAAGGUACUAUUUAUUGUGAUUAGCUAUCAUUUCGACCGUCACAACCAGUUUAGGGUCUCACCCACAGGCCACCCUGCAUAGCAUUCAGUUCUUCUGUAUAAGUUGAAUUGUUUCACCCUGGUUCGAGUCCUUAUAACAAGAGUAAAGCCGUACUUGCUUAAUUUAACCACCACUGAACACGUAUAAUGAUUUUCAGGUUUGUGUAUGGCGUUGGAUCAUCUGACGUUGGGAUCUUUGCCAAGCUCAUCAAACUCAAUGUGGAUACUGGGGAGUUUGUCACCUGGGAGGAGCCGGAAGGGUUCACGUCAGAACCUGUAUUUGUCAGGACGCCUGAUGGGAAGGCAGAGGAUGAUGGUGUCAUCUUGUCGUGCGUGAUUAAUGUCAAAGACCAGACCACCUCUCUGUUGAUACUGGAUGCCAAAGAAUUCAAGGAGCUGGGUCGAGCUGUUGUCCAAGAAGUUACUCCAGCCACCCUUCAUGGAAUCUUUCAGUAGUCGCAUGUUCUCGCAUGUGGUUUAAGUCAGAUUUUCUGUUACCAAUUAGCUACCAUUAAAUGCAGUAUUCAGGAGUUCGAAGAGAUUGCGAGGCGUGACCAUUUUCCUCCCUCUUUAGAACAGAGUAUUUUUAGCAAUUCAAUUGACUCGCUGUCCCUUCGAAACUAACAUUGCUAUCACCUAGAGAUCCAAUAUAUGGAUCAACGUAGAUAAAGUAACAGGAAGGAACGAUCAUAGUCGUUACCUGAAAGACAGUUAGUUUCUCUGUUGCUGAUGCUUAAUUAUCUGCAGCUCGAACGCAGUAAUUGCUCAGUGUUUAUAAGGGCUGAAGAUGGGUUGCCAGUUUGAAUUGAUUCGAUCAAACUCUCUUCACUCGACCACUGUGAUUCUGAAAAAGGAGUCUUGAAUAAUUUUCAGCCGAAGUCACCCAUACUACGAGAAGCAACUCACUGUGUCAAUUUCGUACUGUUUUUAAGAGUUACUUUCCUUUAUUUUAACUCUUAUUUGGAGCUGAAGUUUGUAACUCCCCGAUAGGGUAAUUUUAAUCUAAAAUUAAAACUUUAUUUUUUGGAGUUAUGACUAACUCCUUGAAAGUUGCCUUACAAAAUCCAUUUUAUAUAUAAGCUGCGCACGAAACACCUUUCAAGAUCUAUGACUCAUCUAAGCGGAGUAUUGUUUUCCUUAUAUAUUUAACAAUAACUGGCUUAGCAGCACUUGAUUGUUUCUCUCAGUCCUUUCAGGUGUCCUUUUGACGGAGUUAGCAACUGUGACGAAGAAACCGUUAGGGACACCAUGGGGGAAGGGGUAGGGAACCUAAAGUCACGGGCGCGCCUUGUACCACAGAAAUCGCCGGUUUAACCUUGGCCCAAUUACCCGAUGUGGUGCCCAAUGGGCCAUUCACUUUCACUUAAUAAUUUAUUGACAUCAAAUGAGUUUAAUUUAGUUUCGUCUCGGAGACUUUUUAAACAAUUACUGGAUAUCAGGGACUUAAAUUAAUUCUUUUCGGGACUACUCAUUUUGGACAAACAGUGUACAGCAAAGAAGAGAAGCCGGACCUGCUUGGUGUAGAUCAUUAUCGGCAAUGUAGAAUAAAACUUCAAAUUAAAUGCAAGGCUGAACGAACAGCUAUGGAGGGAUUUUAUUGCUUAAUAUUAAAUUCGUUGCGUUUUAAAGCAAACGAGAGUGUUACUUGGUGAUUAUUCAAAGAAGUGUCUUUAAACCCUUGGACGUAUAAGGGGAGGGGGGUGGUGGAUGUCCCCCCCCAUAAGGUUUUUCUGAGUUUUUUCCUAGAGGAUAAAACACCAGCACCUGACGUUUUCAGUAGCUGUUUGUUUAUCUCUCGCGCCUAUUUUGAGACUAGUAUAGUGAUGGUCAGUUGCUAUGGUUACGAGAUAUGACGUCAUAAGUAGAAGGUGGUCAAGCCAAUUUGGGGUGAAAAUACAUGUUUUUUCAACUUCUUUCAACAAUAAAACUAAAUCUUGUGGCUAAAAUCCUGCAAAGUGCUUAUUUAUGUGUUAUUUUUCACGUAAAGCACAAACCUGAUUUCUAAUUCUUUGUAAAAUCCAAGCGGACAUGUACGUCCACGGGUCACGUCCACUCGUCUCGUUUUUCAGGCACCCUCACAGAACAAGGCGCUAACUAAAGACGUGGUAUAUAAGAAUGAUACUUAAGGGACCAGUCAUAAUUUAAGUUGGAGGGGGGAGUGGAGGAGAAAUUGUUUGUUAUUCCAAAUUUUUUCCGGACCCCCACUAAUAGCACCCAUGUUUUUUAGGUACCCACCCUUCAAUCAUGUUAAAAGAUUUAAGGACCCCCCCUUUCUUAUACAUAAUACCCAAAUGGUAAUAACAAAUAACGUUUUCUUUACUUUACCGUUCUUACUAACUGUCACUUCCGAAUGUGCCAACUACAACCAGAGAAGCACUUCACACUAAACUGAGAAAGAGAUUUCACCUAGAGCCUCUCAGACAGCUUAUAGAGCAAGGAUAUAUCAGUGAUUGUGUCAUAAUUGAGAUAAGACAAGCCAUCGAAAGGUGAGAGGCCGACAGGACCGCUUCAAGGAAGAAAGAAGAUAAUCAGCCAAAGCUUACUGCUUUUUAUAUGAGCAGUACAUGCUCUAAUAGCAAAAAAACUUGACGGUGACACAGACAGUGAGUCCUCAUCAACCUCAUCUACAAAUAAUGAUUCGGAUAGUGAGAUUGCAUAACAUGACUUUAUGCAUGUAAUCAUUUGUUAAAAUGCCCAUGAAAUUGUUUCAGUGUGACACAAUAAUGGAAGUUGUGUUGAUGCACCUACUAUUUGAGCAUUAAAUCUUUUUGUAAAAAUGCUGAUUAAAUUGGUUCAGUAUUACACAAUAUAGUACUUUGUGUAAAACUGAAUGAAAAUCAGGUCCUUUAAUACUCAAACAUCAUGCUGCUCAGUAGGGAUGCUACUUAAAAGAAACUUGAAGACCCCCCCAAGGUCAUCUUUUGGCAUUUUAAGGCCCCCCAUAUUCCGUCCAAAAAAAAUUGAAGGCCCCCCAAUUUCUCCUCCACCACCCCCUCCAACUUAAAUUAUGACUGGUCCCUAACGUUGCUGCAUUUCCUAAGUUUUUCACACGACAAAAAGAACGUUCCUGCGUCAAAAUACAACACAUUUACAACCAACAACGAGAAGUUCAAAGACUACUGCAAAGCUGGACUCCUCGUUCUCGGUUCUUUAUAUUUUGGCUGAUUAGAUCUCUUUUCUGGAGACCCAACGUUUACAACUGGCAGGAUCUUCGUCCACGGUUUUUUUGCAGUUAAUUUAACACAUUUACAGCUAUUUCGAGAAAGGUUGUCGGAAAAAGAGAACGCGACAAUCCCGAAAGGUAUUGUGGGUGGUUUUCAGUUCACUGUUCUUGUGACGAAACCCGCCACAAAAGUGAGUCCUCUCCAACGAUAACACCGAACAUAGACAAACUCAAGAAAACACGUAUAUAAAAAAAUUAUACUCGUUUAACUAAGGGCCUGUUUACAUGGAGUGUGGGACCCCGGUCUAGUAGGGUUGGUUUCUUUUGUUUUCACGCUCUGGGGGACAAAACAAAAGAAACCUACCCCACUAAACCGGGGUCCCCCACUCCAUGUAAACAGGGUCUUAAUAUCUAAAACUUCCAAAUCCCAUGCAAAUGCAAGGUGUGGCAAUAAAGGGACUAUUGUAAAAGGUCCGAUCUUUUAUGUACAAUUUUUACGUCUCAAACCGCUGCUCUCUAGUUUAGUUUGGUUUUCCGCAACCGUUCUUGGAGAGGUGUUAUGUAACGCACUGACUUCUUGGAGAGAUGUUACGGUCUCCACAAUACUUCUCCUGCUCUCUCAACUUUUACAGCACAUCAAACUGCUUUCCCCCAACAAAAUUACUUCUUUUGCCGUGAAGUUAAAAGGAACACCUCUGCUGAAGGGAUUUCAGUAGAACGGCUUGUGCUUCAAGGUCUCUCUCUUACUGUCUCCCUGAACGCGCCCUCCGCACUGACUUUUUUGCGACGCGGCUCCAUCUUAGGGCCUGUUUACAUGGGAUGGGGGACCCCAGUCUAGUGGGGUUGGUUUUUUUUGUUUUCACGCUCUGGGGGACACAAAACAAAAGAAACCUACCCCAUUAGACCGGGGUCCUCCACUCCAUAUAAACAGGGUCUUAACAUCUAAAACUUCCAAAUCCCAUGCAAAUGCAUGGUGUGGUAAUAAAGGGACUAUUGUAAAAGGUCCGAUCUUUUAUGUACAAUUUUUACGUCUCAAACCUUUGGUUCGCAUUUUUGGGUUGCCAAUGACAUACAUUUUUGCUUCUUGUAUGGUUAUUUUUAUUGUGUGCGCGCCUCUGUUGUCCGCAAGAAAAGGAUUAUACGAUCACUGGCGAAAAAGUGAUUUUAUAUAAACAUCAUCGAAGGCCAUAGGCGUACGGGCCGGGGGGACGAGGGGGGCUGCAGCCCCCCAAAUUUUGGGCAACUCAGAUUUUUUGGGCAGCAAGAGAAAAUUUGGGCAAAGCUAUUUUUUAAAGACGUUUCCGUGUUUUUUUAUUAGUUUAAAGGGACAAAUAUUUUCGAUUUUAAUCUGAAAAAGAUCCUGAAGUCAGCGUAAUAAUCCAGUUACUUUCUCUCGAGACACUCACAGUGGUUGCUUAGCACGUGAUGAGUUUCUGGUUAUAGGGAAGGGUAUCAUUUGUUGAUUUACAUAUUUAUAUUUUUUUAUUGUUGAGCACUGUACUGUACUGCACUGCACUGACUGGAAUGGGCUCUCAGCAGUCGUGAAUUGAUUAGAAUAAGCUUCCGCAUAUCUUUCUAGAAUCAUCUCCGCCCGUAGAAUAGUAUAUGGCAGAGAGCAUCAGCAACAGUGGGUGUGAAAAUGAAGAAGUGGCUGACUAGUACUCAGCUCGAAUUACGAGAAGAAUAUUAAAUUUUUUAAAUUAUCUAUCAAGCAAUAAUUUGUUAAAGUAGACCGAAAUGUUUACAAAACCGCUGACAAGAGCACCUCGAUACAUACUGAUGAAAUGGAAUCCUUCUUUCUAGCGAUCGGCUUGAGCUAUCUCCUUGAUAUUUUACCCACGUUUUUAAAAAGAUUGAAGCUACUAUGAGGUGAAAUUACAUGUCAAAAGAGAUUCGUUUUCUACAGAUAACGGCCAAACAUCAAGAUUUUUUUAGCAUAUUUCUAAAACUUCAUCCCAAAAUAUCCCGAUAACUCUUUUAUAGAUUCCGUUUUAACUUCACGAACAUCGACGCGACUAUUGGAGAAAAAAGUUGCCGUGAAGAUUUUGUAGGAACAGUUCCCAGUGUCAAGAAAUAUUGCUGCAAGUAAAAUAGACAAUGGCAUCAUUUCGUUGCUAUGACAACUCCGAUGUCAUUAAAACCCUAUGAUAAAUUUUCACCUAUAUCUAAUAAAACUAUGGUAGCAAUUUUUCCAAAUGUUUGUCUAUGACGAAGUAGUUAUGCUCAAAAUUGGGAGGUAUUGACCCUGAAAAACUGCCACCUUCAUAUGCCAGUACGGCCUACGUUACUGUUUCGUAAAAAUGUGGAUAACUUGCGAGAAUUUUUUGGGCAAAUAGUUUACCGCGCCCCCUGGCAAAAAAUUGUCCGUACGCCUAUGUCGAAGGCCAACACCGUCUUUCCAAUCUAGCGCAUGCCCUUAAAUCCGUAUGAAAAAAAAACCAGCCUUGUGGCAGAGGUUCGUCUGUUUCGUCACCCGAUGAAUUUAUCUUCAUACUUAAAUACUCGCCAGCGCUCACCUCACUCAGCGGGACUUUAUCGAACUUCCAUGGGACUGGGGAGGAGUGGAACCUGACUAGAAGAUAAUCACAGGUGAUCAGCUAACAAAAGACUGUGCACUAAACUAUUGCUCCAGACCUAAGCUUAAAGGAAGGAACAGGUAAAUUAGUGCAAGAUAUUUCAAACAGAAAAGCCUUGUUGAGGGUUGCGUUUAUGAAUUGAGUGACAUGUAUUACGUAAGAAUCUUCAGUUGUGUGUUCUUUCCAAGGUGUUGAGGCCUUGCUUGCUGGACUGAGAGCGAUGUUUUUCUAUAUCUUGGAUGCCAAAUUUGGGAUAUUUUAAAGUUUCGAUAUAUAUUUUUAAUGAACAAGAUAUAAUUAUGUUUUGUUGUUACUCACAUCAUCGUUACAACAAAGUUGAAAUUAUAACCGCCUCAAACAGGAUGUUGGUUACGUAACGAGGAUAGUGAAAAAAAACUAAAACAAUGCCCAAAGUGUAAGUGUUAGGUUAAUGUCAUUGACUUGCUGAUUAAGACUAGAUCCAGUUAGUGUGCAAACCUUCCAGUCCUUGAGUUUGAGUUGAACUUUCGUGGAGGCUAAAUAAGAGUCGUCACGCAGUAGAACAAUGAUUUGCGAUAAGGUCCCGUGUUAUGCAAAUGUUAAAAAGAUGUGAGAGUCGGAACUUGUUGGAAGAGAGGUUUUCGAAUGCAUUGUGACAUCAAUUUGUGCCAUUUUGAAAUUACCCAUUGACGGGCGCCGAGCAAGAGUCACUUGUUGAUGACUAGUGGUCCGAGAGCGAUUGCUGAGCCGUGUGAAUAUUGAAUUAGCCAAAGCAUAACUUUCAUGGAAUAUGAAAAUGUUCUAAAUGCUAAUAUUCUCUGUUGAUUCGUUCAUGCUCGAAUUUUACGAAUCGAUUAGGGCACGAAAACGUACAUUAGCUGAUUUCAUGCACAAAACUUCAAUAUUCAGUUCUUUUUUAAAAUUUAAAAGAUAUGUACCGUACAGAUUGAUUUAUCAUACCAAAUUUAUCCUAGAGUUUGAAUUUUCAAAUGAUGUUUACAAGACCUUGACAAUACUCCCUGUCGCGUGCAACACCGUUACCUCAACCAUGAAAUAAGCAGCAGGCGUCAAACUGAACGUAGAAAUAUGAAUAUGGUGUCAAGUAAACGUCGGUUUUUUUAUUGGGCCCUCGAAUGAUUUUGCCAUUUGGAGUAGAAUGCUUUCUUGCUCCUUAACGGAAAUCUUAAAAAUAGCAAUUUAUUUUAAAGUUUGUAUAGGAACGGCCGGCAGUAGUAAUCGACUUUGGCUUUAAAUUUGUACACAAACAACUCCAAGAAGCUCAAGUACUGUAGUGAUCAAGCCGGACAGUUUCAACAUUUUUCUUUGGUGACCAUUGUUUAUUCUGAAAGUGAGAGGGAGAAGGCUUUUCAACUUUUGUUUAAACCGAUUAUGCAAUAAACACCAACUUUUCAUGCAUAUGUCAUAACAGUUUACAGCGCGAUUCAGUGAAGAACAACAAAAUGUGUCUUAUAAAGCAAGUUCACUUUUUAAAAAUCGUUUAUCAGAUAAAUCUUUGGCAAAGAAAAUAUCAUUAAAUUUGACUUUAUGAUCUGAAACUAACAUGUUUUCAGGUAUACCUUUGCUAAUUGUUAGUAAAGAACAACUUAUGAUGUCGGAGAACAGAUUAAACCGUUUGAAACUGCGAUAGAAACGCCACAGUUUGUGACUGGCACCAACCAACGUCAAGGCGGAAAACCAUUUUCGCCGAAAAGCCUACCAAAUUUAGUGAUUAUAGAAGAGUUCUGUUUAAAAGUUACAGUUCUUAGAGCAUCUGAAAAUUCUCUACGCCACCGCUUUUUUUUAUUCCCCUGUUCUGACUAAUAGGGAGCCCACUGUUUCUCCUUAGAUUCUGUAUUUCCUUAAAGUCAUGUCUGCCGAAACAGUGGACCCGUCCUGCCUCUUCCAAUCGGCUAACGAACGCCCUGAACCAAUCAGUGCUGAGGUAAGAGGUACCAUCCCCACCUGGCUAACGGGAGCUUUGGUUCGGGUUGGACCUGGCAGAUUUGAGUGCGGUGAUACCCCGCUAAAUCACUGGUUUGAUGGCCAAGGACUUCUCCAUCGCUUUCACAUAGAAGCUGGUCAAGUGACAUACAGCAACAAGUUUGUGCGAAGCGACAGUUAUGCCGAUUCCCUAGAACACGGAAUCUCGUGUCAUCUGGAGUUUGGAACGUUUGUCCCUCCAGACCCGUGCCAAAACAUCUUUACUCGCUUCUUCUCGCGGUUUUGGGGAGAAGAAGUUGCUCAUGAUAAUACCCUUGUCAACGUGUUUAUGAUGAAAGAAAAAAUGUAUGCAACGAGCGAAAGCAACUUUAUUUAUGAGAUCGAUCCUAUUACCCUGAACACCUUGAAGAGAGUGGACAUCGCAGACCUACCAGGUAUUGACUAUCUCCGGUUUGCUAUAAGUGAUUUUUUGUUAAAGGCGCUAGCUACACCGUUGGUUUUGUCCUGUUACAGUGUGUUGUAAAAAAUGUUACUCAUGCAUACCUUGUUAGACUUGUUAUUUUCUUGACAUCUUUUUUGCUUCUUCAACCUUUGGCCAUUUCCCAAAGGUAAAAGCUUAAUUAAUACAGGUCUGAGCGUCUUUGGAUUUUCUUCACGCUUAAGAAUUGUUGAAAGGCUGCUUCAAUUUUGAUUUGCUUUGAGAAGACUUUUUUCGAUUUUUAGGAUUGUGAAAACAAAAUCUGUGGCUAACGACAUAUUUUGUUGAACAUUAUAUUUAGACAAAUGGUCGUUUUAUCUCAAAGGGGGUUUGUCCCGCUAUUUGCUAUCUUUUCAAAAACUAAAACGUUUUUCGCGUGAAUAGAACUCUAAAAAAUAAUGGUCUAGUUUUGUUAUUUUUAAAAGACUAUAUUUAGGGAUUGAAACUGUUUCCUGCCGUCUGUUGCUAGGGAUCAUGGCAAGGAUUGACAUGGACUGAAACUUGAUAAAGUUGGGCCAAGUUAUUCAUCUUUUAAAUGCUAUGCCUACAAAAACUAUCAAAAAUAUGGUUAUUUGUUCUCCGUGAUGAAAUUGUUUGAAAUCUUCUUCAUAACCUAACAGAAGCAUAUUUUGUAUCUGGGUAAAAACACUAACUGAUGACUUCAGCACAGAAUUGACUUAAAUCAUCAAUAUCCUGGUGACACAGCCGGCCUUUAAAUAAAAUGUUUUUUUGUUCCUCCUACAGGUGAUGCUACGAUAAAUUCGGCAAAAGCUCAUCCACAAGUCACUCAGGAUGGUUCAGUGAUCAACAUCUCCGUGACGUAUGGCAGAAACUCAGCUUACAAAAUCAUCCAGAUACCACCUUCCUCGGGGAAUGCGGGCGAGGAGCCUCUAGAGGGUGGAAAAGUGCUUUGCUCAAUCCCGCCCAAGAGUGGUUUAGGGUACUUUCAUAGCUUCUGCCUCACAGAUAAUUAUAUUGUUCUCACCGAACAACCCCUUAUGAUCGACAUAUGGAAAGUUCUCGGGCAUCGAUUUUCUGCUUCUAGUUUUGAACAAUGGCUUUAUUGGGAUGCAAACCAGCUGGUCAGAUUUCACAUUAUCGACAGGAAAGAUGGCAACCGUGUCGGUGUCUUCACAGCCGAACCAUUCUUCGUGUUCCACCACAUCAACGCAUUUGAAAGAGAUGAUAAAAUUUUUCUUGAUGCCUGCUGUUACUAUGACAACUCGAUUAUAAAACAGUUGUACCUUCAUAACUUGCGAUCCCCCGCAGAACCAGGCCAUAAAAAAUUAGACGUCCCAGAUAUACGCCGUUAUGAGAUUCCUUUGGGAGAUCUUGGAGAUGUUAGUGCAGAGAAAGCCCUACGCAAGGGAGUAGACGGGUUAGAUUAUUCUUUGCUGUAUGCAGGACUUGAGUUGCCGAGAAUAAAUUACGAAGAGUACAACGGUAAACCAUACAGGUGGGUGGAAGAUUCUCUGCUUUAUUCGGUAGGAAAAAAAACGAUAUAUAAAAAACCGGCCACACCUUUUUCAGCAUACCUAAGAGUGUUGACACGUGAACUAUCUUCGAAUGAUAAUCGUGGCGAUGUUUAUGCAGCGUUCAUACCUUAGUAUAGUGCUUAAACUUCAAGAUGGAUUAGAAAGUGGUCUCCAUGUUUUCGCGCAAUUAAAAAGUAAAGUAUUUUUUAAUGAUCUACCUUUACUAUUACCAAACUGAAACAUGAUUGUUUUCUUUCAUGCCGUCAGGUUUGUGUAUGGCAUGGGAAUAUUCGGAAAUGCGCUAUUUGAAAAGCUCAUAAAACUUAAUGUGGAGACCAAGGAGUUUGUAACAUGGGAGGAGUCGGGUGGGUUUACUUCAGAGCCUGUGUUCGUCAAAGCGCCUGAUGGGAAGGCGGAGGAUGAUGGCGUCAUCUUGUCAUGCGUGAUCAACGUCCAAGAAAAGACUACCUCUCUGUUGGUACUGGAUGCCAAAGAAUUUAAGGAGCUUGGUCGAGCCGAGAUUAAGGGAGUUACCCCAGCAACAAUACAUGGCUUAUUUCAGUAG
Molecule: messenger RNA, 12133 nt
Organism: Porites lobata
Lineage: Eukaryota; Metazoa; Cnidaria; Anthozoa; Scleractinia; Poritidae
Source: the annotation of a GenBank genome assembly